Messenger RNA from Andrographis paniculata, 4763 nucleotides. Its product is annotated as translocase of chloroplast 120, chloroplastic-like. The record is from RefSeq and is a predicted model, not a curated record. The transcript has 4 exons. The coding region runs from base 512 to 4492 and encodes 1326 amino acids. Gene Ontology annotation, molecular function: GTP binding; GTPase activity. Gene Ontology annotation, biological process: protein targeting to chloroplast. Gene Ontology annotation, cellular component: chloroplast outer membrane. Lineage: Eukaryota; Viridiplantae; Streptophyta; Magnoliopsida; Lamiales; Acanthaceae.
GGAGGGAGGCGGCCAUUUUCACGUUGAACAACAACGGUACGGACGGCCCCAUCUCCACUACCAUCCUCAGAUCCCAAUCCACAGUUGCAAUCAAUCCUCGCCGUCCAUCGCCUCUGAUCUCUUCCUUCAAAUUUCACCUCGCUCUCUUCAACUUUAUACUCUCUCUCUGUCUCUGUCUCUCUAUAUAUCUAUAUAUAGGUGUAUAUGCAAUCCAUGGGCUAACUUCGCGAAAAGUUCGUCUUCUUUCUACUGCAAAUCCAAUAACCUUGACAAUAUAUAUAUAUAUAUAUAUUAUAUUAUAUUUACCCGUUCCUCCGUCGCUGGAUAUCCGUGGUAUACCGUUCCUGGGAUUUGUGUUUAUGCGCCUUUUCCCGAUAUAUAGAUAUAUUCAAAGGCCGUGUGGCUAUGGGAAAACUGCUAUGCGAAUUCUGGCCAGUUGUAUUAUUCGCCAGUUGAUGGUGUUUAGGGUCUUAGAAGUUUGAAGGAGGUUGUUGUUGAUUAAGUUUCUCUGAUGGAAAAUGACGUUGGUUUUGCUGAAGAAGCCAAAAUAGGGGAGAGAAAGGCUGUUGAACGUCAACUUUCGGAGCCCAGUGUGGAGGAAACUGUUGAUUUGAGUUUUGAGGUUUCAAAAGGAUCUGAUGAGGGUGAUGAAGUACCAGAAGAGAUUGUUGGGGCUGAAUCCUCUAGUGCUGGUUCUGAGAGCAUCGCCUCCACUAAAGAUGGGAACUUUAGAUUAGAUGACACGAUGAGUGAUGUUAGGGUACAUUCUGAUGAGGUUGAUGAAGAUAGGAAGCUUGGUGAAGUUUUUGAGGAACCUUGUGCUGCCCUAGAUAUGGAGGAUGGUGUAGCCGAAACUGUAACACUCAGGAGUGAAGAGAGUUGUGAUGAAGAGAAAGUGUCUAAUGACAAUCUUGUAGGGGGUGAAAAGAAUGGAUCGAUGGAUGGUGCGAUCGCUAAGAGCCAAAAAGAUGAUGACAAGAAAAUUCUUGAUUCAGGAACUGCUGAUGGAGAAACUGAGAAAGUGAGAGAUGGAAUCAGGUUGGGCCCUCCCAAUCUAAAGCCUGCAUCUGAUGCAACAAAUAAAUUGAGUUAUCUUGAAGUAUUGACAUCUAGAGAUGCAGAAAUUGUGGAGGCAGAUAGCAAAGGAGAACCGAUUCAUCAGAUGCAGGAUGGUAAAAAACUGGCAACCGGAGCUGAGACUGAUGUAGAGAAGCAUGAAACUUCCAAAUUUCAAGAUAUUGACGAAGUUGGAAAAUUUCUUCAUUCUGACAUUCCUGAAAUCGAUUCCUCUUAUGAUAGGACAUUGGUGAAUUCUGAAGUAAGGAAGAGUGCGGAUUCCAAUUCUCUGAAGGGACAUAUUCAUGAGACACGACCCCAAAUUGAAGAUGCAGAUGCUAUCACAGGAAGUGGAGCUAGCCGUAGGCUAGAAUCAAAGUCCAAUGGAAAUACUAUCUAUAAAAUUGAGCAGGAUGCUGCACCAUAUACUGAACUUCAGCAAGCCAAGUAUGAAAACUCCAUGGCUAAGGAUCAAAAAGGAGGACUUCCAGAAAAUUCUCAUGCUUCUGAUGAUAUUAUUUUAGAUGAUAUGGCUCAAGAACUGAAGAAGCAAGAUUCAGAAUGUGGGCUAGUUGAAGAGGUUCAUAAGCAUGGUAUUGGGAAGGAAAAAACCAGUGGCACUGCAUCUGCAGAUACUUCCACUGCCGAUCAAUCUGAAAAAAAUGACCGCGACACUAACUUGCAUCCUUCCCUUGUUGACGACAGCACUCCGAACCAGGAGAGAGAAGCCAAUCCUCAUUCCAUGACAUCUAAGUCAGCUGUGCAAAGUUCUACCCCUUCUGGACAUCAGCUAGUUGAUGCAACCAGCAUUGAUGCUUCCAGAAGCAUAAUGGAUAGACCAGAACAGGAAGGAGUGAAAGAUGAGAAGGGAAGUAAAGAACAGGAGGUCAGACCUGUUGCUGGCGCCUCAUCAUCUUCUGGCAACACUUCCACCUCAGAACAUACUCCUACUCAUCCUGCCAUUGUUGAGCAUCCUGCUAAGUUACAGGGGUCUGUUCCUCAGGAUAAAUUAUCUAGUGCUGAAAAAGUAGAAUCCUCAUCAGAAAUUUCCUCUGCCAAUUCUUCUAGUCCUCAUUCUUCUGGCCUUAAGCAUACAACCCCUCCACAGGGGCCUGGUUCACAAAGCAAAGAACAAGGGUCUCGGUCUGCUACUGAAAAUACAUCCACCAAUGUUAUGUCCUCAACUUCUGCUCAUCCUGCUGGCCUUGGGCGUGCUGCACCUCUACCAGAGCCUACUACUGACCAUGCCCAGCAUCGUCGUGUAAAUGGAGCUGUUUCUGCAGCGCAAAAUCAACCCAUUGAAGAACCCUCCAAUGGAGAGGCUGAGGAGUAUGAUGAGACCCGCGAAAAGCUCCAAACGAUUCGUGUUAAAUUUCUUCGUCUUGCACAUAGGCUUGGGCAAACUCCUCACAACGUUGUUGUUGCUCAGGUAUUGUAUCGAUUAGGUUUGGCGGAGCAGCUGCAUGGGAGAACUGGGGGACGAGUUGGUGCAUUUAACUUUGAUCGUGCAAGUGCAAAGGCCGAGCAACUGGAAGCAGCUGGGAACGAACCCUUGGAUUUUACGUGCACAAUCAUGGUCCUGGGGAUUACAGGGGUUGGGAAAAGUGCAACUAUAAAUUCCAUAUUUGAUGAAGUUAUUUUUGGCACUGAUGCAUUUCAGUCAGGCACCAAGAAGGUUCAGGAUGUUGUUGGAACUGUGCAAGGAAUCAGGGUACGCGUCAUUGACACGCCUGGGCUCCUGCCCUCUUUGUCAGAUCAUCGCAAGAACGAGAAAGUUCUUCGUUCUGUCAAAAGGUUUAUUAAGAAUUCACCUCCUGAUAUUGUUUUAUAUCUUGAUAGAUUGGACAUGCAAAGCAGAGAUUCUGGUGACAUGCCUUCGCUACGGGCCAUCACUGAAAUCUUCGGUCCAUCUAUUUGGUUCAAUGCAAUAGUUGUUCUGACUCAUGCUGCAGCUCCGCCGCCAGAAGGUCCAAAUGGCACUGCAACAAGUUAUGAUAUGUUUGUGACCCAGAGGUCCCAUGUUGUGCAGCAAGCAAUACGCCAGGCUGCCGGAGAUAUGCGCCUUAUGAAUCCUGUUUCUUUGGUAGAGAAUCAUUCAGCUUGCAGGACAAACAGAGCUGGGCAGAGGGUGUUGCCAAAUGGUCAAGUUUGGAAGCCUCACUUGUUGCUCCUAUCUUUUGCUUCGAAAAUUUUGGCUGAAGCAAACACACUAUUGAAGUUGCAAGACAACCCCCCUGGGAGAUCUUUUGCUCCUCGGACAAGGUCGCCUCCUUUACCUCUCCUUCUUUCAUCUCUUCUCCAGUCAAGACCUGAUGUCAAACUUCCAUGGGACCGAUUUGGCGAUGGUGAUGAUGAUAUAGAUGAUGAUCUGGAUGAUUUCGCAGACCUGGAAGAGGAAUCAGAGUAUGAUCAAUUGCCCCCCUUCAAAUCAUUGACUAAAGCCCAGCUGGACAAACUUAGUAAAGAACAGAGGAAGGCGUAUUAUGACGAGGUAGAAUUCAGGGAAAAGCUUUUCAUGAAAAAAAAUUUGAACGAUAGGAGGAUGUUGAAGAAAAUGCAGGAAUCAACAAAGGAUGUGUCUUUUGACUACCAUGGCUGGGAUGGUGAAGUACCUGUACCUAGCGUGGUGCUGCCUACCACUUUUGGUUCAGAUAAUCCAACUCAUCGAUAUCAUCCUCCUUAUUUGUCUAGCCCUUGGGUUGUGAGGCCUAUUCCGGAACCCAAUGUGUGGGAUCAUGACUUUGGAUAUGAUGGACUGAAUGUCGAGAGAUUAUUCGUGGUCAAGAACAAGGUGCCGAUAUCAUUCUCUAGCUACUUCUCAAAGGACAAGAAUGGUGCAAACCUUCAAGUGGAACUUGCAAGUUCUGUGAAGCAUGGGAAGGGGAAGGCAACCUCACUAGGCUUUGAUAUGCAGUCUGUUGGGAAGGACUAUGCUUAUACUAUACGAGGUGAGACUAGAUUUAAGAAUAAUAAAACAAACAAAGCAGUUGCUGGUUUCUCAGCUACUCUUUUUGGGGAUGCUUUUACCUGUGGUCUGAAAGUGGAGGACAAAGUUAGUGUUGGCAAGCUGGGACAGAUACUUGUCUCGGGUGGUACCAUUUAUGGUCAUGGUGAGUUUGCCUAUGGUGGUAGUUUGGAAGCAACACUUAAAGACAAAUACUUCCCUGCGGGGAACUUUUCAUCGACCUUAGGCCUUUCUGUGAUGGAUUGGCAUGGAGAUCUUGCUACGGGAUGCAAUUUCCAGAGCCAGAUCCCUAUUGGAAGACAUUCAAAGUUGAUCGGAGACCUUAAUGUUAAUAACAGGGGGUCUGGACAGUUACGUGUUCGAGUCAACAGUUCAGAGAAUGUUCAAAUUCUAUUGGCUGGCUUAUAUCCGCUUGCAAAGUAUCUACUUUAUAUUGUCAAUAAAUACAAUAUGAGAAACACCGCAAGUUGAUGGAGGAUGGUGACGGCCCUUGGAUGUUACCGAUUGUUUCUAUGGUUGUCAUCCUUUGCAGAUCAGAAGCAACAGCUAUAGGCAACAAAAUAAUAAUACUUGGAAGGAGAAAUAUGCAGUGUGGCUGCGAGAGGAUGAUACUAAGAGAAUGAAUGGUUUCUUGGAAGCAUUCAAGCAGGAGCAGAAGGUCUUAGCUUACUUGGGCACUUUAUAUAUUUUGUAUAUUCUACUUUAAAUUUUUGCCGAAUGAAUGUUUGGUUUUUCUUUGUUA